Procambarus clarkii (red swamp crayfish) is the source of this 4130-nucleotide messenger RNA. Lineage: Eukaryota; Metazoa; Arthropoda; Malacostraca; Decapoda; Cambaridae. The record is from RefSeq and is a predicted model, not a curated record.
AGACGAGCGCUCGGACGAGCAGACCCACUGGUCGGACGAAACACAACUGGGGAGACGAGCGAUGCUGGAGACAACUUCUUCACCGGCGAUGCUGCGGGUGGUGGGACUGACGAAGCAAGAUCAGGGGCUGUAUACUUGUCGCGUCGACUUCCGUCUCCACCCAACCAAGACGACCAGAGUCAAUCUUACUGUCAUUGUACCUCCAGAGAGCGUCAGUGUGAUGAUUGGAGACGUGGAGAACCUCCAAGGAACAGCCAGCAGUCAAGUAGGACCUUACCUCGAGGGAGAGAUGGUUAAACUAACCUGUGCUGCUCAUGGAGGGAGUCCACGACCGACUGUUGUGUGGUAUGGAGAUGCUCACCUGCUGGAUAGCGAGAUGGAGUCGGAUAUCUCAGUAAGCCACAGCGAAGCCCUUGGAGUAGGACAUCUGUCGACCCUCGGAACUGGCCCUCCAGGCGCAGCAACAUCUCCACUACCACCACGACGUGCUUUCGAGGGGGAAGUGUACAACACUCUCACUCUAGGUCCUCUCACUCGAAGUCACCUCCAAGUGCUACUUACAUGCAAAGCCUUCAACAGCAAUCUCACACAAGCGACCUCCAGCAGUCUCUCCGUCGACAUGAAUUUGGCGCCAUUAAGUGUGGAAAUCCGGCCGCCUCGGACGCCGGCUUUGAGGGCUGGGAUUGAGUAUGUGGUCGAGUGUGUGGCUGUGGGAGCUCGUCCUCCACCAAGUAUCACCUGGUGGAGUGGUGACAGACGGGUUCUGUCUGCAACUCUGAAGGUAUCAGAGGACAACAAUGUCACCACUAGCAGUGUUGGGGUCACACCGAGGCCGGAGGAUAAUGGCUCAUUCCUUCGCUGCAUUGUUGAGACCCACGCGGCUCCGGCUAUCUUAGAGGCCUCGUGGAAUCUCACCGUUCAUUACAUUCCAAAGGCGUCGUGCAGUUUCGGAGCAUCUCUCGACUCCAGCAUCAUCAAGGAAGGAGAUGAUGUCUACUUCGAGUGUAAGAUCGAAGCUAAUCCUCGAGCCACUCGAGUCUCAUGGCGUCAUAAUGACAAGCCGCUGGACCACGACGUGCCGGCUGGUGUAAUCAUCAGUAAUCAGAGUUUAGUCCUUCAGAAGGUGGUGAGGGCUCAGGCUGGCCGCUAUACCUGUCACGCACAUAAUCUGGUCGGGGAUGGAGGCUCGAAUUCCCUAAGACUCGAUAUUAAGUACGCCCCUGUGUGCUCGCUUGGACAAGUCACCACAUAUGCUGUCGGUCGAUACGAGGACGCAGAGGUGACUUGUUCUGUCGACGCCAAUCCCCUCCAGGAGUCCUUUCAGUGGACGUUUAACAACACGGCAGAUACCAUCGACGUCCCCCAAGGUCGCUUUACCUCUCUCAGUAGCCACAGUGUAAUCACCUAUACUCCCAUGACGGCACUGGACUAUGGCACUCUGCUCUGUUGGGCCACUAAUGAGAUUGGCACUCAGAAGGAACCUUGCGUCUUUCACAUUGUCCCAGCAGGUAAGCCUGAGCCCCCAGGCAACUGCAGGGUCGGAGAGGGAACCAGGACGUCUGUGAGAGUGAGGUGUGAGAGUGGGGGUAGUGGAGGUCUACCUCAACACUUCCACCUCCAGGCCAGUCUUUAUCACGGUCACCACCACCUGAACCUCACCGCCACCUCAGAACCGGACUUCCAUAUGGAGAACUUGCAGAUGGAAGGAAAAUACCAGCUGGUGAUUACUGCCGUCAAUGACAAGGGUUCGAGCCCCGGCACUCACCUCACUGUCAGCAGCAUUGGAUCCAAUGGUUCCGUCUAUCAGUUUCAUGACGGACCGCUGGAAGCGGAAGUUCGCGACGGUGGCAAAAAUGGCGCCAAAGCCGAAGGACCAGAAACCAGCGAUGGUGAGUCGUUACUCGACGCUCUUGCUCUCCCUUCCUUUAUAAUGGGAGUUCUGGGCGUCGGCUCAGGUCUAGUGCUAUUGGUAAUUCUCCUCCUACUCUUCAUCACCUUCCGCAAAAGGAGGGCACCCCAACCGCUCCCCCUGACGGAACCACUGCAUCACACCAGCACUUCGGAGACCCUCCAGGGAGCCAAUAGAUCGCCCAGAUGCGGCCACAACACAUCUAUGUUGACGCCAGAGAGCCACGACGUGCUGCAGGACAGAGAUGUUCCUGUGAGUAGUGAAGAUAUUGUGUUUCGAGUCCAUACAUUACGUGUGAUAGUGGAGAUAUUGGCCGCUUAGACAUCUAUGUUUGAAUUCCAUCAGGUUGAGACAGAGAACGAUGCUGAUCCAGAUGUGAUCCCUCUACAGGAAUCCUCCUGUCGUGGGUGUGAGAUGGAGAUGGCUCCAGCGUCCACUCUCUUGCCUUCAGAGCGCUACAACUACGCCCAAGUUCCUGGGCUCCAUCCACUCACUACUUGCAUACCGACCUGCCAUCACCACCACCAUCACCCACAAGUCUGAAGUGUAAGGAGUUCAGGCCUUAUCUCAGCCUUGCAGGUCAAAUCCCAGCAUCUCUAUUGCCGGCGAAUUGAGGUCGACCAUCUUCGGACUUUGCAGAAAUCGCGUUGUGAGUACUUUGACGAGAAGGACAAGAAAUACUGCUAUACAACAACAGGAAGGUAAACCAGGAUAAUACAAUGGCUACAGUUUGUUUUGAAAGUAAACUUUCAGGUCGACUGAUCUCUCCAUUGGUCAACAUGAGUAUGAAGGAUUAUAUUGUAGCUGGCAAAUCAAGUCAGCUAUAGGCAGUGAAGUCUGUCAGGAUUGAAGUCAGUCAAGAGAGAAGUCAACAGUGAGUUCAACGGUGAAGUCAACAGUGAGUUCAACGGUGAAGUCAACAGUGAAGUCAUCAGUGAAGUCAAUGAGCAAGGAUGUCAGACGGUAGAAGCCACUCUCCAGUCAGAAGUAUAAUUAGCAGUGAUGUCACCGGCAAUGACGUCAAUCCCAAUUCAAACGAGCCAUCAGCAAGGUGUGCAGAACAGGCAGGCCAAUUAACAACCUUUGUGGUAAUUAACAUCAAAUGUCACAUAGGCACCAGGAGAACACAUGAACAAGAGAACACAUGAACAAGAGAACACAUGGGCAACAGAACACAUAGGGCAACAGAACACAUAGGGCAACAGAACACAUAGGGCAACAAGAGAACAAAGAACAACAAGGGCAGACACAGAUAGCAAGAGAACACAAGGGAUAGCAAGAACAGCUUCAGGCAGAUAGCAAGAAGAACACAUUGAAGAACACAGUCUAGGAGGAGGAAUCUAAACCCACUAUUCGUGAACACAAUUCUAUUUCCAUAGCGAAACAUUUUGUUCAUGCUAGUUAAGAACAAUGGAACUGAUACCAUGAUGGAGUUGGCAAAAUUUUGGGCCCCGUUUUUUUAAAUAAAUGUUAUAUAUCCAAUUGUACUUUCAAACUUGCAGUUCCAAAGAGUCCAAAAUUCUCAGUUUUACAAUCAUCUUGCAUUAAAAAAAUGUCUUUUUUUUCCUACCAAUCUUCAAAAUAUAAAUUCAGUGUGAUUGUUGCAUAAAAGUUCAGUAUUCAGAGUUUGCAAUAUACAUGUUCAAUAUACAUCCUGGUGUAUAUUUUAUGCCUUUGACGUUAAAUAUACAACGAGUUAACGUCAGAUAUCGUAAGACUUCUCAUUAGGGUACGUUAGUCGUAUCGCUGCCAGGAUUUUUGGCCCCAUCUCUGCUGGAUUGUAUUUACUACAUUUAGGAUGUAGUUACUACAUCCUAAAUGGUAACAUCAAACUACAUUACUCAGGCAACAACUGAUGUAUAUUUUAAGUAUAAACAUCUUAUUUCUCCCAUAAUAAGAAAUGUUUAUAUAUUUCACCAAUACGUGUUCAAUUUUUUCUAAUAUAUAUUAUGAUAGAUUGACUUCAUUAUAGAUUUGUUUUUGUAUAUAAGUGUUCUGUAUACGAAAGGAAUAUAUUGAAACUUUAGUCCUUAAUUUUGUACAAUAAGAUGGAUGUGAAUUUCAAGAUGGUAAGGCUUGGUUUAAGAAGGAAAUGCUAUGGUUUAAAAUGAUUUACGGGUUACUAAACAUUCAUGUAUAUAAUGUAUAAUAGAUUUUAUCGACCCAAUUGUAUAUACUUUUAUCGAGACAUUAUGAUACAUUUUUGAUAUGAAAUAUAUUU